This is a messenger RNA of Oncorhynchus gorbuscha (pink salmon), 3588 nucleotides long. RefSeq names its product metabotropic glutamate receptor 7-like. Gene Ontology annotation, molecular function: group III metabotropic glutamate receptor activity. The coding region runs from base 697 to 3504 and encodes 935 amino acids. Gene Ontology annotation, biological process: G protein-coupled glutamate receptor signaling pathway; regulation of synaptic transmission, glutamatergic. Gene Ontology annotation, cellular component: membrane. The record is from RefSeq and is a predicted model, not a curated record. The transcript is spliced from 11 exons. NCBI's taxonomy places the organism in Eukaryota, Metazoa, Chordata, Actinopteri, Salmoniformes, Salmonidae.
UAAAGAAGUAGAGAUUGUUUGUUUGCAUUUUCGUCCAGUUCGAAGAGUCUGAAUGCCCACCAACGGUAGGCGUUUCAUUUGGGGAGAUAUUUUGUGAUGAUAUGGACUCCGGGUCGACCGACACGCAGCAGGCAGAUCGUAGCGGACACGCCAGAUCCGUCACUGCGCUCAUGUGAAGUUUAGCUCUGCGAAAAGGAUGUCACCCAGUUCUGCUGGAUCUAAAAUCAAAGAGCAUUUUUAAAGGCUGUUUGAUCUGUUCGGUAUUUUAAUUCUAUGAAAGAUAUAUUAGGAUUUUUCUCAGUUUUGAUCGGAUCCCUUUUUAUUUUACUGUGAACCUACUCAUCUAGGUGUUGCUUUGAGUGAUAGCCUACUGUCAUUUAUAUUUUUUUGGCGUAAACUCUUUUAUUAAUGUUUUCUCAGAUAAAUGGAUGUCAAUUACCUCGUUUUGCUGAGCGAUUUGAAUCCCUGUCCGUUUUUUUUCUAUUCAACAAGCUAAGCGAGCACUGGUAAUCCAGCGAUGGGCGCAGUUUGCCUGAGUAGGAACCGAAUGCGUCUCGAUUUUUUAAAUGCAGCUUGUUGAAUCUCCACGUAGGUAAUAGGAAUGGGCUCGUAUUGACAAACUUUACAGCCAUUUGGGUGGUAACAGGCGGUUUACAGCUUCCCUUUCCCUAAAACUAACUCAGCUGUCAGAGGAUCAUGGCUCGUUACGGUUUCGGACUGAAACAGAACCCUCGCUUUCUAUGGAUAGUGUUUUGUUUGAUGAGAACGUUGUUGGAUUUCGCGCGGUCGCAGGAAGUUUACGCACCCCAUUCUAUCAGAAUUGAGGGCCAUUUGACCCUGGGUGGUCUCUUCCCCGUGCACACCAGAGGGACCGACGGCGUGCCUUGUGGAGAUAUCAAAAAGGAGAACGGGAUCCAUCGGCUUGAGGCCAUGCUGUAUGCUCUGGAUCAAAUCAACCUCGACGAUCAACUUUUACCCAACAUCACCCUAGGCGCCCGGGUGCUAGACACUUGUUCGAGAGAUACAUAUGCGCUGGAACAAUCAUUAACUUUCGUUCAGGCUUUGAUACAGAAGGACACUUCGGAUGUGAGGUGCACCAAUGGAGAACCGCCGUUGUUCGUCAAGCCCGAGAAAGUGGUUGGAGUCAUUGGCGCCUCGGCAAGUUCUGUAUCGAUUAUGGUCGCCAACAUUUUGCGCCUCUUUCAGAUCCCUCAGAUCAGCUAUGCCUCCACGGCCCCAGAGCUGAGUGAUGACCGGCGCUAUGACUUCUUCUCUCGGGUGGUUCCCCCGGACUCAUUUCAGGCCCAGGCAAUGGUGGACAUCAUCAGAGCCCUGGACUGGACCUACGUCUCCACCGUUGCCUCUGAGGGCAGCUAUGGAGAGAAGGGCGUGGAGGCCUUCCAACAGAUCUCCAAACAGGCUGGUGGGAUCUGCAUCGCUCAGUCUUUGAAAAUUCCCCACAACCCCAAGCUGGAGGAUUAUGACGAAGCCAUCCAUCAACUGCUGGAAACGCCCCACUCCCGGGGAGUCAUCAUCUUUGCCAGUGAAGAAGACGUACGGGGACUUCUCAAUGCCACCAAGAGAGCCAAUCAGGUGGGCCAUUUCCUGUGGAUUGGGUCGGACAGUUGGGGGGCGAAGAGCAGCCCAAUACACCAGUUGGAGGACGUGGCAGUGGGAGCAGUCACUAUACUGCCCAAACGCUCAUCUAUUAAAGGGUUUGAUGAAUACUUCACCUCGCUCACCCUGGAGAAUAAUCGGCGGAACGUGUGGUUCGCCGAGUUCUGGGAGGAGAACUUUGACUGCAGGCUCCUUAGUUCCUCCAAAAGAGAGGAUACCAGCAGGAAAUGCACAGCUCAAUUGGUAGAGCAUGGCACUUGCAACGCCAGGAUAGUGGGUUCGAUUCCCGGGACCACCCGCCAGGAGCGGAUUGGAAUAGACUCAAAGUACGAGCAGGAGGGGAAGGUGCAGUUUGUGAUAGACGCGGUGUACGCAAUGGCUCACGCCCUCCACAACAUGCAGAGAGACCUGUGUCCUGAGCACUCUGGCAUCUGCCCUGUGAUGGAGGCAGCCGAGGGGAAAACUCUGCUCAAGUACAUACGCAAUGCCAGCUUCAAUGGUAGUGCAGGCACGUCGGUUAUGUUUAAUAAAAACGGCGACGCCCCAGGACGCUACGACCUGUUCCAGUUUCAGAUGACCAACACCAGUGUUCCUGAAUACAGGCCCAUCGGACAGUGGGUGGAGACUCUCCAACUCAGGCUGGAGGAGCUGCAGUGGCCAGAGGGGGAGCAGGCGGUCCCUAUUUCCAUGUGCAGUCUGCCCUGUAAGGCAGGUGAGAGGAAGAAGAGGGUGAAGGGCAUGCCAUGUUGCUGGCACUGUGAGCUGUGUGAUGGUUACCAGUACCAGUAUGAUGAGACCUCAUGCCGCCUUUGCUCUUAUGACAUGAGGCCCAACCCCAACCGGACGGAGUGCCAACCUAUCCCCAUUGUCAAACUGGAGUGGCACUCCCCCUGGGCCGUCAUUCCCGUGUUCCUCGCCAUGCUGGGUAUCAUCGCCACUAUCUUUGUCAUGGCAACGUUCAUACACCACAACGACACACCCAUCGUACGUGCGUCAGGCCGCGAGCUGAGUUACGUGCUGCUGACGGGCAUCUUCAUGUGUUACAUUAUCACCUUCCUGAUGAUUGCCAAGCCCGACGUGGGCGUGUGCUCCUUCCGGAGGAUCUUCCUGGGCCUGGGGAUGUGCAUCAGCUAUGCCGCGCUGCUCACCAAGACCAACCGGAUCUACCGGAUCUUUGAACAGGGGAAGCAGACAGUGACAGCCCCGCGCUUCAUCAGCCCCACCUCCCAGAUCGCCAUCACCUCCUCCCUCAUCUGUCUGCAGCUGCUGGGUGUGCUCGUCUGGUUCGCCGUGGACCCCCCCAACACCAUCAUCGACUACGACGAGCAGAAGACCAUGAACCCCAACCUAGCGCGUGGGGUGCUGAAGUGUGACAUCACAGACCUGCAGAUGAUCUGUUCGCUGGGCUACAGCAUCCUGCUGAUGGUCACAUGUACCAUCUACGCUAUCAAGACCCGCGACGUGCCAGAAGACUUCAACGAGGCCAAGCCCAUCGGCUUCACCAUGUACACCACCUGUAUAGUCUGGCUGGCCUUCAUCCCCAUCUUCUUUGGCACAGCCCAGUCUGCAGAGAAGCUGUACAUCCAGACAACCACCCUCACCAUCUCUAUGAACCUCAGUGCAUCUGUAGCUCUCGGGAUGCUGUACAUGCCCAAGGUCUACGUCAUCAUCUUCCACCCGGAGCUCAAUGUCCAGAAGAGGAAGAGGAGCUUCAAGGCCAUGGUCACCGCCGCCACCAUGUCCUCCCGCAUCUCUGUGAAGCCCAGCGAGAGGCCCAAUGGAGAGGCCAAGACCGAGUUGUGUGAAAACCCACCCAUCGCACCCACCGACCCCAUGAGUCAAGCUACGAAGAAAACAUAUGUGAGUUACAACAACCUCAGGAUCUAAUGGCCUCCCAGGGAAUGCUCCGUGUCUUUACUCUGGGAUGAUGACCAUAACUGAGGAGCACAGGAAGAGACGAUGGGCAGGGGC